Cordyceps militaris CM01 is the source of this 897-nucleotide messenger RNA. RefSeq lists its product as uncharacterized. Bases 1 to 897 code for a protein of 298 amino acids. The record is from RefSeq and is a predicted model, not a curated record. NCBI's taxonomy places the organism in Eukaryota, Fungi, Ascomycota, Sordariomycetes, Hypocreales, Cordycipitaceae. The transcript has 3 exons.
AUGUCUCUCUCGCGAGCCUUUACCACCUCCCGCCGCAAGCUCGGCCUCGAUACCGACUCAACUCACGGCUUUAUGAAGCGUAGCAACACCACCAAAACACCCGAUAUUCGCCUCAAGAUUUCUGGUCCUGUCGAACUCAUCCACACCACAAACAUCCUGACCUACAGCGCGCCCGAUCUGCCUCGCCGUUUCCGCAGCGACUCGGACUCGACCUCGUCCAAGGCUGCCGACUCGGACACGGAAACCUUCACAACCGCAGACUCGACACCCCCAACCAGCCCUGAUGUAUCUCCCGCCGAGCGCGACUGCGCUUCCCCCACACCGGAGCCGAACCACUUGUCCUGUUACUUCCAGACCACUGGCCAACCGAUCACACCAGACCCUGCGGCCCCUGCCAUCCCUAGGCGGUCACCCUCGCAUACUAAAAAGGCCAGCUACGAGGCCCUCGCCCGAAAGCGCUCCGUCUCUCGCCAGUCGCGCGACUCGGACAUGUCGGCCUCUUCACGUCCCGGUCUGACGUUUUCUCGCUCAUCGUCGACGUCUACGCGUGCCUCGUCUGGCUCGUCCACUUUUGCGCAAAAGUCGGGCGCUGUUACCCCGCCUGUCAACGCCAGCAAGGAGAUGCAUCCUUUCGGCCAGGAACUUGCUCAGGUAAGCGAGCUUGCCGAGGAGUAUGGCGCCGGCGACAAACUUGCGCCCAUUGACGAGGAAGAGGAGCUCUACCUCAGCUCCCGCGGCCUCGCCAAGUUCAACGCCGACGACUACCUGGGCCUUGCCGCUGUCGAAAAGGACAGGCUUGACAAUUUCAUUGCAUCUUUGGCUGUACAUAUUCAACCACAUACCGCGGGGGACAUAUGGGACAAGGGAUUCAACAACUACGACAAGGUCAGCGAUUGA